CGUGUCACGCCUUUCUUCGAGCCUUCUUCUUUGUCUGCGCGCCGCCAUGCUCCGCGCCAUACGCUCCCUUUCCACCGCUGCCGCCGCCGUCACACACAGCGGCCAGCAGACCGUGCACCACCCCUUCUUUGUCCCGCGAAACUCCCGAGGCAGCCUGCCGGUCUACAGCGAUGUCCGCAAUGGCGGCGGUCGCUAUCUCGUCCUGAUCCGCAACGUCGACGGCGACGCAAAUGCCCUCGCCAACGCCCUGCGCGCGGACCUCUUCCCGAAGGAAACACCAGAGGCGGCGCGCCUGAACGUCGAGGUCAAACACGCUCGGCACCUCGUCAUCACAGGGGGCCGCUGGAAGCAGGCCGUCACAGAGUGGCUCAUAUCGCGCGGUUUCUAGUUAUACUUGCGGUUUCCACUUAUUCUUACCUGUCAUCAUCCUCGGAAUCCCACCUCGCUCCACCCGCGUCGGCCGUAUCUUGCUGUCUGACUGGCCCGGGCGCCCUGCGGCCUCUGUUCGAGUCCUGACAGCCACUCCUUCUCGAUCGUGGCGGGACGCGUGAUCCUGCGUGCGCAGUACCAGCACUCCAUCUGCUCUGUUGGCGCGAACAUGAUUCUGCGUUGGCAAGAAUAUGAUUCUGCGCUGUCGGUAAGAUGAUCUCUCUCCUCGCAUCCGACUUGCCGCCUAGUAUCUCAUCCUGCCGCCGCCC
This is a messenger RNA of Schizophyllum commune H4-8, 698 nucleotides long. RefSeq lists its product as uncharacterized. Bases 47 to 388 code for a protein of 113 amino acids. Gene Ontology annotation, cellular component: ribosome; mitochondrial large ribosomal subunit. The transcript has 3 exons. The record is from RefSeq and is a predicted model, not a curated record. Lineage: Eukaryota; Fungi; Basidiomycota; Agaricomycetes; Agaricales; Schizophyllaceae. Gene Ontology annotation, biological process: translation. Gene Ontology annotation, molecular function: structural constituent of ribosome.